GAGAGCUUCGCGCUGACGGUGGUGACUUACGUGGGGAUGUCAGCGUCGCUGGUCUGCCUCUUCCUCGCCAUCAUCACCUUCCUCCUGUGCCGCUCGCUCUGGAGCGUCAGCGUCACCCUCCACCUGCAGCUCAGCAUCUGCCUCUUCGCUGCCAGCCUCCUCUUCCUCGUGGCCGUGCCCCGCCCUGCCAACAAGCUGGCGUGUGCCAUCAUGGCGGGCUUCCUCCACUACCUCUUCCUCGCCUGCUUCACCGGGAUGUUCCUGGAGGGUUUGCAUCUCUUCCUCACCGUCAGGAACCUGCGUGUCCUCAACUACGCCAGCACCAGUCACUUCAGGAAAAGAUACAUCUAUCCCGUGGGUUACGGCAUGCCGGCCAUCUUGGUGGCCAUCUCCGCCACCGUCAAUCACGACGGCUACGGCACUUUUAGCUGCUGGCUGAGCAUGGAGGGAGGCUUCAUCUGGAGUUUCCUCGGUCCCGUCUGUGUCGUCAUCCUGGUUAACUUGCUAUUUUUUCUCACCACCCUCUGGACUCUACGGGACAAACUCUCCUCCCUCAACGCUGAUGUCACGGCCCUAAAAAAACACCCGCGUUCCCUCAGGCUGAUGGCGUUCAAGGCGCUGGCGCGCAUCUGUAUCCUGGGCUGCACGUGGGGUCUGGGCUUGCUGCAGGCGCGGGGGGACAAUAUAGUGGUGUCCUUCAUCUUCACCAUCGUCAACAGCCUGCAGGGAGCCUUCAUCUUCCUUGAGCGCUGCUUAAGCGGAAACGGCGGCACGGCAGCAGAGCUCGGGGCGGGGGGAAAGGAGAAGUUCAGCGACGGUGAGAAACGGGACCGGUUUUGA
This is a messenger RNA of Pygoscelis adeliae (Adelie penguin), 840 nucleotides long. RefSeq names its product putative EGF-like module-containing mucin-like hormone receptor-like 4. The record is from RefSeq and is a predicted model, not a curated record. The annotation marks the transcript as partial. The transcript is spliced from 6 exons. Gene Ontology annotation, cellular component: membrane. Gene Ontology annotation, molecular function: G protein-coupled receptor activity. Gene Ontology annotation, biological process: adenylate cyclase-activating G protein-coupled receptor signaling pathway; cell surface receptor signaling pathway. Lineage: Eukaryota; Metazoa; Chordata; Aves; Sphenisciformes; Spheniscidae.